Messenger RNA from Thunnus maccoyii (southern bluefin tuna), 5453 nucleotides. RefSeq names its product kinesin-like protein KIF27. The coding region runs from base 232 to 4176 and encodes 1314 amino acids. The record is from RefSeq and is a predicted model, not a curated record. The transcript has 15 exons. Gene Ontology annotation, biological process: microtubule-based movement; mitotic spindle organization. Gene Ontology annotation, molecular function: microtubule motor activity; microtubule binding; ATP binding. NCBI's taxonomy places the organism in Eukaryota, Metazoa, Chordata, Actinopteri, Scombriformes, Scombridae.
CGGUCUCCCGGGCAACCAAGGAGUGACAACAAACGGGAGAUGAGACUAAGUUAAGAAAAACAACGGACAGCAACACGCCUAAAUGACUUCGACGAUACCUAAACACACAACACCUUAUGUUUUGACAAGGUAACAUGUAGAUUAAGUGUAAAACAAGAACAAGAUGUAGAACAAGUUUUAGAGUUCAAAUAAAUAGUUUGACGAAACUCCCUAACGUUACAUUUUACCGUCAUGAGCGAGUGUGUCCGGGUGGCGGUGCGUGUCCGCCCCCUGCUUCCCAAAGAAGUCCUCCACAACCACCAGGUGUGUAUACGGGUGGUGCCGGGCUCCGCUCAGGUAAUGCUCGGCUCCGACCGACUCUUCUCCUUCGACCACGCGUUUGGACCUACAGCCAGCCAGGAUGAGGUGUACGAGUCCUGCGUCCAGCCGCUGCUGGAGGCCCUACUCGACGGAUACAACGCCACCGUCUUCUGCUAUGGACAGACCGGGUCAGGGAAGACGUACACGCUGGGAGAGGGGAACCUGGAUAAGGAGGGUGGUAUUAUCGACCGAGUUGCCCAGGAUGUGUUCUUGUUGCUGGGGGAGAAGAAGAGCAGCAGUGAUGUCGCAGAGGCAACAGUGCGAGUCUCAUAUAUGGAGCUGUACAGAGAAGAGCUGCGAGACCUGCUGGAGCCCCACACCAUUCACAAAGAGCUUCACAUCAGAGAGGAUGACAGGGGGAACACAGUGGUGGUGGGAGCCAAAGAGAUGGUCGUCACCUCAGCAGAAGAGCUACUCAGCGUUCUAGAGACGGGCAAUGCCCUGCGCCACACCGGCACCACAGGAAUGAAUGAGCAUUCCAGUCGUUCUCACGCCAUCCUCACCCUUCAGCUCACUCAGUGUAGCCACAACAACUCCUCCUUAAACUCGGUCCGCUCCUCUAAACUCUGUCUGGUUGAUCUAGCGGGCUCGGAGCGUGCUGGAAAAACUGGCAACACAGGGACACGGCUCAAAGAGUCUGUUCAUAUCAACACAGGCCUGCUCGCGUUGGGCAAUGUCAUCCGCGCCCUUUCUGACCCUGUUCGCAAUCGCCGUGGGAACAACUGCAACAGUGCACACAUACCAUACCGUGAUGCCAAAAUCACCCGCAUACUCCGUGAUUCAUUGGGAGGCACCGCUCAUACACUGAUGGUGGCAUGUGUAAGCCCCUCCCACCACAGCGUAGCUGAGACUCUGAGUGUCCUGCAGUUUGCAUCCAAGGCUCGUCACAUUCGCAACCGUCCUAGAGCAGAAUCUUGUCAUGCAGAGGUUAAAUCGUGUCCUACAAUGUGGGACCCCGGUGAAGCUCGACUAGGGGAGCUGGAAUAUGAAGUACAGACACUGAGAGAGAUACUGAAAGAGAGGGAGAGAGAGAUGGAGAUGGAAAGGGAGAAGACAGGGGGAAGAGUUGGAGAGGAGGACAGUGAGAUUCAGAUGUCUGAGCCAGAUAAAAAGGUGAACCAAGAGGAAUCGUCACAAUACCGUCUCUUGGUACAGGAAGCUGCAGCUCUACUUGCGGAUAUCUGUUGCCCCACUCCAAGUCAUUCUUUCAGAGAGCGACUGCAGGAUUGGCAGGAGAGACUCAAAGCUGUCAACCACUCACAUAAAACUGAUGAUGAGGACUGUUCAGAGGAGAAACCCCACCAUGUCACCAUAUUACAGCUCAGACAAGAACUCAAGAAAUGCCAGGAAGCUCUCACCAUAGAGGAGCAACUAUUGGAGCAGAAAGAUGCAGAAGUGAGACAGGUGGUAAAAGAAGUACAGAAACUUCUCCAAGAGAGGAAAACCCACCUCCAAGCCUUAGAAGGAGAAAAGGAACGUACUCGUAUACAGACCGAACAACUGGUAGACCAGCAGAUCCUGAUUGAUCGUCUGCGCAGCGACCUCAUGACCUUUAGGGGUGCAACCUCAGGGGCAACAGUGGAGUCAGGGGCUUCUGGGAACUCAGACAAGAGACCUCAGAGUGUCCCUCUAAUCAGACACAGCUGUGGACACAGGCCUCCCAGGAAGAUCCACUCCAGUCCCCCAGCCUAUUCACUGGAGAGGGUGAUGGCAGCCUUUAAGAUGCGCAGUCACCUCCUGCUGGCUGAGAUUGAGGAGAAGGAUGAAGUGUACUGUCCAUUCAUAAAAGAACAGACUAAGAGCAAAGACAGGGAUCAAGAGAAGGAGGAGGAUGAUUAUGACUUUGUGGGCAGAAUGGGAUUUAGGCGUUCUUUGAACCGUACGUGGACCAGUCGGCAGAAGAAAUCAGCUCUGAAAGAAAAAAACACUGAACUGGACCAGACAUCUAAUGGAAUCCAAUCAGUACAACAAGACCAGCAAGCCACAGGGACCAAAGAACACCAUGCCAAGCAAUGCCAUAUGAGGAAGGCAAGACAAAGUGUCAGUGUCACUCAGAGAAGGAUCCAAGCGCUUUCAGUCAACAUACGCAUGAAAGAGGAGCUCAUCAAAGAGCUUGAUAAAACUGACAAGGAGACCCAAGCAGUGGGUAGACAUGGCAGGCACAGCAGUGACAGCAGAGAGGUCUGCGUGUUGGCAAGACUGUCCAUGCAGAGCCAGCAGUACCGAACGGAGCUGUACAGCAGCCUGCAGCACAUGAGAGAACAGAGAGCACAGCUCCAGACCAGCCUCAGGCAGGAGAGAGAGACCAGUGACAAGAACAAAGAAUUUGACCAUGACGAGGAGCUAAGGGCAGAAAAUUUUACUGUGUGCAAAAGUAAACUCCAGGAAGAGUCAAAGGAAAAGGCACGUGACAGUUGUUGGCUGGAGGAUGAGGAGGAGCAGGUGCUGCAGAGGAGAGCAGAGCUGCGGGAGCUAGAGGAGGAGCUGAGGAGGAGAGAAGAAGUGCUCUUGCACAGGGAGGCCUGUCUGCAACAGAAAAACAAACUGGAGAUCAGGAAGCUACGUUCCAGUCAGGCUUUGAGUCAGAACCUGUUGCGUGUAUCUGUACGGUUGGAGUCUCUGGAGGAGCAGCUGCAGAGCAGACGGACAGGAGGAGUCACCAUAGAGGAACUGCAGAAGGAGAGAGACAUGCUUAAAAAGAAGAGAGACACUCUGGAUGCACAGCUGAAGGACAACAGAGUGCUCACUAUGGAGGAGGAGUAUUCCCUGCUCCAGUUAGAAGAAGCCAUUGAAGCUCUGGAUGCAGCUCUGGAGUUUAAAAACCACUCCAUCCAGGACAAACAGACAAAGCUGUCAAUCACAGACUCCCCUUCAUGUCAGUCGCAAAGCACUGAGCCCGCCCACCUCUGUAACGUCAUAAGCAAACUGAAGCAGCUCUCACCACCUGAGGCCUCGGAGCUGCUUGUCAAAUAUUUCAACAAGGUUGUUUGUCUUCAGGAGGCUGAGCGUCGUUUGCGUUUGCGUUGUGAAGAGCUAGAGCUUCAUGCUGGAGAGCAAGAGGUGGUGCUGAGGGAGAUGGAGGCCGCCAUGCAACGCCUGGCCUUGGAUGCAGACCGCAGGCUCACCCAGCAGCACCAAGAUCAUCAGAAUAACAUCCAGCUACUACUGCAGAAACUUAAAGACAGCAGCUCAGGAGAUGCACAGCACACCAUCCAAGACAGACUGCAGAAUCUGGAGAAAGAUCUGUUUUUCUACAAGAGUUCUAGCCGCCUGCUCAAAAAGAAACUCAAAGAGCUUCUUGGCAACGCCGUACACCCUGCCGAUCAGCCCUCACACACAAAAGAACACACACAGACACACAGUACGCAGAUACACACAAGUACAAACAAACCCCAGAUGCAAAAUGAAGAGGUACAGACAAGGACACACAUUGCAACAACAUACACAAAGAUACACGCUGAGAAAAAAGACAAAAAGACACACAAUGAUGCUCAUGUGGAGAGACGUGCACACCAAACCCUGUGUCCCUCCUCAUCUUCUGACCUCCAAGUACACAAUAAGACUAAAAUGCCUGCAUAUACCCAGAUACACACACUCACACAGUCCCAGGGAAAGAAUGAAAGAGAGGCUGGUCAGUGUGGGGAAAGUUUAGAGAUGACACCUGUCCGUCUUUGUCGCAGAGAGCUCAGACAGAUCUCACCAGCUAAUCUGCAGGUAUGUGGUUCUGUCACAGGGAGGCGCCAGUCUGUUGUGGAUACCAGCACAGAGUCAAUAUUAGAGGACUCUAUAGAAUUAGCCAGAAACACUGACAGAUGAUGCAUCAUUUUUUCAUCUAUUCAGUGGUUUUACAUAGACCACAGUACCUAAGUGUCACUUGGCAGCAGCAGUGUCUGUAGCAGCUUCCAGUUGGAUACUGGCAAACAAAGGAAAAUGUGUGUCGUGAAUAACUGAUGACAAAAACAAAAUGGUAAUUAACUAAACACAUGUUCGUCUCAACUUUAGUAACUUGUGAAAAUGUUAAUGUAUCAUUUGUAGGGAAAAUAUUUAGUUUCUGUCAGUUAAUUUAAGGACUUUAUGGAGCUUUGAGAUCAGUGAGAAUUACCCACACACACCUUAAAGUGCUGACACAGAAACAAAAUAAUGGCCAAUAUUCACAAUAUGAUAAAGAAUAAGAUGAAUGUGUUUUAGAUUAACAGUUUUUGUUCUCAGUUUUUCUUUAUAAAUACACAAUUGUCCUCUGUUAAGCAUGUCCAUGCCACUCUCAAUGUAAUACCACACUAGUGAAACCUGAGGAGAAGACGGUGUCUUCUUGAUGGACUGAGAUGUCUGUUAAUGUUGAGAUGUUUUAAGAGUUUUCAGUGUCACAGAACUGUCCUCCUGUGUAUCCCUCUUGCUCUGAGGUCACAGGAGUUUUGCCAUUCAAUAAGAGGAGAAACUCAGAGAAAGGAAUAUGUCGUCAUGGCAACAGUAAGACCCUGAUAAGUGACAUGUGCCUAGAAAUAAAUGUCCAAUAACUUAGUAGUAUUUUUUACACUGAAAAUAGCGUAAAACCUUCUGUUUUGCAGAGAUAGUUUUCUGUCUCAGCUCCCACCACACCCAACAUCAACGCUGCCCAUUCCAUGUUUUGUUCCCCUAAAUUAAUUUGAGGAUCUUUCAAGUUCUUGUUCUUACAUAAAGACGUCGUUGAUCACUCACCAUAUGGUUAUCACCAACUAGAAGUUGUAUUUUAUCCACAACUUUAUUUGCCUGUACACAACCAUAGAAAAUCAUCCCUUUUACAAAUACUACUAGUUUAAAAGAUAAGUUAAGGGAAAACAUGUUCAUCAAUCUGUUGUUAAAUGGAAUCAAAUAGUGCCUUGUGAGGAGAAGUGCUUUGUCUUUCACCUUCAAUUUCCAGCACUGUCUAGCACUUAAAAUGGUCAGUAGAUACAGUAAGCACUACAACAGUAAUGUAAAGCUAGGUAGUUUGUCUUCUUGAUACAGACUUUUUAUAUCAGUGUGCACUAUUAGAUAUACUGUAAGUUGAUUGUUGUGUAAUUAUUUUUUGAUAUGUGUGGCUCUUAUUACAGUUAAAUAAAUUAAACAUACAAGUA